Messenger RNA from Dentiscutata erythropus, 442 nucleotides. Lineage: Eukaryota; Fungi; Glomeromycota; Glomeromycetes; Diversisporales; Gigasporaceae. The record is from the annotation of a GenBank genome assembly.
UUGUAGAUCAGUUUUGAAUCAGUUCAGUAAGACUUUAAUGGAAGCAGAUUUAGAAAAUUCACUCACGAAUUCCGCCAGAACUUUUUAUCAUGAUUAUCCUAAUAAUCCUUACAUAAAUGCCCAAUACAUUGCCGGAAAUAAACUCUUUCAAUCAAGAUAUAAAAUAAUAGAACUUGGAUAUUAUCCACAAAAUGUUAAAUAUACACAAAAAGGAAAAAACAUUCAAUAUCAAAUUCCUAAUGAAUAUAUUAUAAAAACCGAAGUUGCAAAUCAGACUGUACGUUGUGAAACAAAGUAUACUGUUUUUAACAAGGUCUUAUAUACAAUUACUUGGAAAGAAGGUCGUGCGGAAUGGAUGGUAUCUAGUGAGCGAUCAGCAAGUGGUGCCGUUAAUGCAUUCUUAAAGCGAAAACUUAAAUUAAAAAACUUUAUGUUUAAAUAA